AUGCUCCCCGCAGCCGCAGCGUCUACUGCCGCGUACAAUAAAUCGACCGUUUCAGUGCUGGAUAACGCCUUUAGGUGCUCGGAUGUCCCUGCCGCAGCCUCCUCGGAUGAGGUGGAAAUCCUGCCAAUUGGCAGUGGGGGGGAAGUUGGUCGUUCCUGUGUUAUUCUCCGCUACAAGGGACGCUCCGUGAUGCUGGACUGUGGCAAUCACCCGGCGAAGAGCGGCCUGGAUUCGCUUCCCUUUUUUGACAGCAUUCGCUGCGACGAGAUUGACGUGGUGCUUAUCACCCACUUCCACCUCGACCACUGUGGGGCGCUGCCCUACUUCUGCGAGCAAACAGCCUUUAAAGGACGUGUCUUCAUGACAAGCGCAACCAAGGCCUUCUACAAGAUGGUGAUGAAUGACUUUUUGCGUGUUGGUGCAAGUGCCAACGAUAUCGUGACGAACGAGUGGUUGCAAAGCACCAUUGAAAGAAUUGAGACGGUGGAAUAUCAUGAGGAGGUCACUGUUAAUGGCAUUCGCUUUCAACCCUUCAAUGCGGGCCACGUCCUUGGAGCGGCGCUUUUUAUGGUUGACAUUGCCGGCAUGAAAACGCUCUACACCGGGGACUUCUCUCGCGUUCCGGAUCGCCAUCUGCUGGGUGCUGAAGUGCCAACCUACUCACCCGAUAUUCUUAUUGCGGAGAGCACGAACGGUAUACGUGAACUGGAGUCACGUGAGGAACGCGAAACACUCUUUACCACCUGGGUCCAUGAUGUUGUAAAGGCUGGAGGACGCUGCUUGGUGCCUGUGUUUGCGUUGGGUCGCGCGCAGGAGCUGCUGCUUAUUCUCGAGGAAUAUUGGGAAGCGCACAAGGAAUUGCAGCAUAUCCCUAUUUACUACGCCUCUUCGUUGGCGCAAAGAUGCAUGAAAUUAUAUCAGACAUUUGUUAGUGCCAUGAACGACCGUGUGAAGCAGCAGCAUGCGAAUCAUCGUAAUCCAUUUGUUUUUAAGUAUAUUCGCUCCCUCGUGGACACGCGUUCCUUUGAAGACACAGGACCAUGUGUUGUCUUGGCCUCACCUGGCAUGCUGCAGUCUGGGAUUUCGCUGGAGCUCUUUGAGCGGUGGUGUGGCGAUAGGCGGAACGGCAUCAUUAUUGCCGGCUAUUGCGUUGACGGCACCAUCGCAAAGGAUAUUCUUGCAAAACCGAAGGAAGUCGCAAAGCCGGAUGGGAAAGUGCUUCCGCUUCGCAUGCGCACCAUUCAGUCUGUCUCCUUCUCCGCUCACUCAGAUGGCAGACAGACGCGUGACUUUAUUCAGGCCCUACCCAAGACGCAACAUGUGAUUCUUGUUCACGGCAACGUUGGCGCCAUGGGUCAGCUGAGGAAUAAACUUCAGCAGGACUUUGCAGAGCGUGGAAUGAAGGUCUACGCUACCAAAAAUCAGGAGGCCAUACGCAUUCCGUUCAGUGUGCAACGCACAGCUAAAGUGAUGGGGACGUUGGCAACUCUCCCGGCACGAGCCGGCGACUUCGUUAGUGGGGCGUUACUCGUCUCCGGGCAACACUCAUACAGCAUUGUGCACCCCACCGACAUUCCACUCUUUACAGACCUCAACGUGGCACAGAUUCAGCAAGCCAUGGUCUUACCGCUGCCUCGGUACAAGUCGUCACUUGAGGUACUAAAAGUUUUGCGGCGUUACUUUGCUCAGAGUCAAAUGUUCGAGGAGGUCACCCCACAGCAGCACGAUGCCGUGUUGGAGGAAAGCAAUGGACAUGACGCCGAUCACACCACAAGCACCACUCGCAUCACGGUCUCUGAUAACGUGAGCGUGGAUGUGGAGCAGAGUGCCAGGUCGCAAACGACAUUGACGAUUACCUGGACAGCCAGCCACCGCAACGAUCUUAUUGCCGAUGUCACAUGCAUUGCUUUGGCCAAAAUUAUGCACCUUGAGCAUGGCGCCGAUAGUAUGGAUCCCCUUCCUGUUGACGUUUCUGGCAGUGAUCGCCUCUUCCGUUUGAAGUGCUUCCAUCAUAUGAUGUCCCAGUUUUACCCCGCGGUUACCACAAACCUUGGAACCGGUGUCUGUACCCUGGAGCUUGAGGAUGGGCAAACGGCGACCAUCACAGACUGCAUUGAACUUGAAUUGGAAGAUAACAAAAAAUCCGGCUACUACUCCACCGAGGUGGAACGGCUUAAAACAAUUUUGAAGCGGGUGUAUCUAACCCUCUUCCCCAUUCCUGUUGACCAGGGUUGGUGUGACUGCGGUAUGAUUCAUGGCGCAGAGCCUCUUCCAGAAGAAGUUGUCUAA
This is a messenger RNA of Trypanosoma conorhini, 2289 nucleotides long. RefSeq names its product putative cleavage and polyadenylation specificity factor. Gene Ontology annotation, cellular component: mRNA cleavage and polyadenylation specificity factor complex. The record is from RefSeq and is a predicted model, not a curated record. Lineage: Eukaryota; Euglenozoa; Kinetoplastea; Trypanosomatida; Trypanosomatidae. Gene Ontology annotation, molecular function: RNA binding; 5'-3' exonuclease activity; RNA endonuclease activity. The transcript has a single exon. Gene Ontology annotation, biological process: mRNA 3'-end processing by stem-loop binding and cleavage. Bases 1 to 2289 code for a protein of 762 amino acids.